Messenger RNA from Dacryopinax primogenitus, 1041 nucleotides. RefSeq lists its product as uncharacterized. The annotation marks the transcript as partial. The transcript has 3 exons. Lineage: Eukaryota; Fungi; Basidiomycota; Dacrymycetes; Dacrymycetales; Dacrymycetaceae. The record is from RefSeq and is a predicted model, not a curated record.
CUUAACUCAAUAUGUCUAUGCUGAAACGUCUCUAAUCUGGUCUAUGAUGGUUCUGGCCGGUCUCUCACAGAGAGAGUCAAAUCUAUGCAUAGUUUACAUGCCAAGACUGAAGUUGUUUCAUGGCAAACUCUGGUCAACGUCCCUGUUGCCGUUCAACAGCGAUGACAAAGGCAACGUUCCAUUCUAGCUUACUAGUGUUGUGAUGGUGGCUUCGGCAGAGGAUGUCAUGAGCCUGUGACUUGACAGAGUUGGUUUCGAUGCCGGCUCUCCGGGAUUGCAUAUAAGGAGCAGAAUAUACGCUUUCUAGUCCUCACCCAACAGUCACUUCAGUUCGGUGCUGGUCACCUACUUACACUUACACUCCUCCACUUCUCUGCCUCUCACGCCUGCCGGUCAGGAUCUUACGACUUUACACGACUUUCUUUACCACUACACUUGCCUCCACCGUUCUAACAUCCACUCCAACCAAACACCAUCAUCAUGCAGAUCACUCCCGUCGUCGUUCUUGCCACCCUCACAGCCGGUAUCGCUGCUCUUCCCACCCCGGAACCCCAGAUUGGUGCGGGUCAACUCCGCCGCAUUGAGCGGGCUGAGUUCCGCAAGGGCGAACGCAUGGGCGAGCGGAGGGAGGCCCGUCGGAUGGGAAUUCGCUCGAUCGAUGACGACUCUGAACUAGCCACCCGGUCUCCCCAGCGCAACUCCUUCAUCAGGCACGAGGAGCGCAAGAUGUUCCUUGCCGGCGAGCGUGCUGGCGAGCGCAAGGAAGGACGCCGUCUCGGUGUUCGCUCGGUCGAUGACGAUGCCGAGCUCGACACCCGUUCCCCCCAGCGUGGGUCUUUCCUGAGGCAGGAGGAGCGCAAGAUGUUCCGCGCCGGUGAACGCGCGGGUGAGCGCAAGGAGGCUCGCCGGUUCGGUGCUCGGUCGGUUGAUGAUGAUGCUGAGCUCGACGUCCGCUCCCCCCAGCGCAACUCCUUCAUCAGGCACGAGGAGCGCAAGUAACAUCCACUGCGCAACUCCUUCAUCAGGCACGAGGAGCGCAAG